GGCGGAGUCGGGAGUGAGGGCGGGCGCCGCGCGCAGUGGAGGUGGAGAGUGAGGCCGAGGGGUGGGGGAGCCCGGGAAUUCCCUCCUCCUGAAGUAACGAGUGCGGGGCGGCUGUGCCGUCGUCGCUGCAGCGGGGCGCUCGGGACGAGGAGGUGGAGGAGGGAGAGGGCCCCGCGGGCCUCGCCUCCGCCCGCCGCCCCCUCCUCGCCAGCCCGAGCCGCGGUAGCGGCGACUCAUGAGAGCGCGGCUGGAGGGCAGAUUUGAUAAUGGGCUGCAUUAAAAGUAAAGAGAACAAAAGUCCAACCAUUAAAUAUAGAACCGAAAACACUCCAGAACCUGUCAGUAGCAGUGUCAGCCAUUAUGGAGCAGAACACACUGCAGUGGCACCAUCAUCUUCAACAAAGGGAGCAUCUGUUAAUUUUAGCAGUCUUUCCAUGACACCAUUUGGAGGAUCCUCAGGGGUGACACCUUUUGGAGGAGCAUCUUCUUCAUUCUCAGUGGUGCCAAGUUCAUAUCCUGCUGGUUUAACAGGUGGUGUUACUAUAUUUGUGGCCUUAUAUGAUUAUGAAGCUAGAACUACAGAAGACCUUUCAUUCAAGAAAGGUGAACGGUUUCAAAUAAUUAACAACACGGAAGGAGACUGGUGGGAAGCAAGAUCUAUUGCUACAGGAAAGAAUGGCUAUAUCCCUAGCAAUUAUGUAGCCCCUGCAGAUUCCAUUCAGGCAGAAGAAUGGUAUUUUGGCAAAAUGGGCAGAAAAGACGCCGAAAGAUUACUUCUGAAUCCUGGGAAUCAACGAGGUAUUUUCUUAGUAAGAGAGAGUGAAACUACUAAAGGUGCUUAUUCUCUCUCUAUCCGUGAUUGGGAUGAGGUAAGAGGUGACAAUGUGAAACACUAUAAAAUUAGGAAACUUGACAACGGUGGAUACUAUAUCACAACCAGAGCACAAUUUGAUACUCUGCAGAAGUUGGUAAAACACUACACAGAACAUGCUGAUGGUUUAUGCCAUAAGUUAACAACCGUGUGUCCUACUGUGAAACCCCAGACUCAAGGUCUAGCAAAAGAUGCUUGGGAAAUUCCUCGAGAAUCUUUGCGACUAGAGGUUAAAUUAGGACAAGGAUGUUUUGGUGAAGUAUGGAUGGGGACGUGGAAUGGAACCACAAAAGUAGCAAUCAAAACACUAAAGCCAGGUACAAUGAUGCCAGAAGCUUUUCUUCAAGAGGCUCAGAUAAUGAAAAAAUUAAGACAUGAUAAACUUGUUCCACUAUAUGCUGUUGUUUCCGAAGAGCCAAUUUACAUUGUCACUGAGUUCAUGUCAAAAGGGAGUUUAUUGGAUUUCCUGAAGGAGGGAGAUGGAAAGUAUUUGAAGCUCCCACAACUGGUUGAUAUGGCUGCUCAGAUUGCUGAUGGUAUGGCGUAUAUUGAAAGAAUGAAUUAUAUUCACCGAGAUCUUCGGGCUGCUAAUAUUCUUGUAGGAGAAAAUCUUGUUUGCAAAAUAGCAGAUUUUGGUUUAGCAAGGUUAAUUGAAGACAAUGAAUAUACAGCAAGACAAGGUGCAAAGUUUCCAAUCAAAUGGACAGCUCCCGAGGCUGCACUAUAUGGUCGAUUUACAAUAAAGUCUGAUGUAUGGUCAUUUGGUAUUCUACAGACAGAGCUGGUAACAAAGGGCAGAGUGCCAUAUCCAGGUAUGGUCAACCGUGAAGUGCUCGAACAGGUGGAGCGAGGAUACAGGAUGCCUUGCCCUCAGGGCUGCCCAGAAUCCCUACACGAAUUGAUGAACCUUUGUUGGAAGAAGGACCCUGAUGAAAGGCCAACAUUUGAGUAUAUUCAGUCCUUCUUGGAAGACUACUUCACUGCUACAGAGCCACAGUACCAACCGGGAGAAAAUUUAUAAUCCAAGUAGCCUUUUAUAUGCACAAAUCUGCCAAAAUGUAAAGAACUUGUGUAGACUUCCUUACUUUACAUACAGGAAUCAAAAGAAGAAAGUCUUCUUCACUCUGCAUGUUUUUAAUGGUAAACUGGAAUUCCAGAUACGGUUGCACAAACCGCUUUUUUUUUUUUCCAAGUGUUAAACUCUAAAAUACCAAUGAUGAAUUUUCCAACUUAUUUCAGGGUCCAAAGAAGGUAUAGUUAUGAUGUUGAUGACCAUGUGAGUGAUAGCAUGACCAUGAAGAGCAACAAGGCUGCUUCUUUAUAAAUCACUUCCUUUCUUUUAUUCCCCAAACUCAGAGUUGUUAAGAGGAAAGUGUGUAUCAUUAUAGACAAAAUUUGGGAGAUAAAAACAGGUAUACCAUAAUAAAAUCUAAAGU
Molecule: messenger RNA, 2307 nt
Organism: Lontra canadensis (Northern American river otter)
Lineage: Eukaryota; Metazoa; Chordata; Mammalia; Carnivora; Mustelidae
Gene: YES1
Product: YES proto-oncogene 1, Src family tyrosine kinase
Exons: 12
Coding region: 267-1892 (541 amino acids)
Biological process (GO): cell differentiation; protein phosphorylation; cell surface receptor protein tyrosine kinase signaling pathway
Cellular component (GO): extrinsic component of cytoplasmic side of plasma membrane
Molecular function (GO): non-membrane spanning protein tyrosine kinase activity; signaling receptor binding; ATP binding
Source: RefSeq, a predicted model, not a curated record